Molecule: messenger RNA, 2049 nt
Organism: Amphibalanus amphitrite
Lineage: Eukaryota; Metazoa; Arthropoda; Thecostraca; Balanomorpha; Balanidae
Product: heparanase-like
Exons: 8
Coding region: 169-1701 (510 amino acids)
Cellular component (GO): extracellular matrix; membrane
Molecular function (GO): hydrolase activity, acting on glycosyl bonds
Source: RefSeq, a predicted model, not a curated record
GGACCAGUCGGCCGCUGCGUGUCAGUGAGGGGAGCGUGGUCGGGGGAGCGCCGUCACAGGACCGCUGAUACCGGUCGGAGGGAAGGAGGGAGGCUUGUCUGAGGGAACGAAGAUCUGACGAGAGGAGGGUGUCCUCGUCCUGUCGGAUCAGCACGCCACUAGUCGACCAUGAGGCUCCUGUUGAUCGCAGCAGCGCUGUUGGCUACGGUUAGCUCCGUUUCGUCCAGAGCCGGCAGUGCAGCGAAGGUGACACUGGGUCCUAAGCUCGUGAACACGGUGGAGAGGGAGUUUCUCAGCUUCGCCCUCGAUGACGGACUUGCCAAGAAGAACUGGAGCCGGCUCGAUCUCGGAUCCGAGCGUCUCCGCACGCUGGCCGGAGCGCUGCGUCCGGCCGUGUUACGUGUGGGCGGUACGAACGCGGACUGCCUCAUCUUUCGACACCCGGUGGAGGAGUUCCGAGACGUGAGCCGCUGCAGCCCCUUCCAAAAGAAGAAGACGACACCGUUUGAGUUUACAGAGUCCUCCUGGUCAGCUUUGAGGGAGUUUGUCUCGGCACUGCGCCUACCACUGCUGUUUGACCUGAACUCACUGCUGAGGGACGCCAGCGGUCAAUGGAUUGACACCAACGCCAGGGAGGUCAUCAGCACACUGCAGGCCGAGCUGAAUGUGUCGUUACUGUGGCAACUGGGGAACGAGCCCAACAGUUACCGUCACAAGUUCAACUACACCGUCGACCCAGAGACUCUCGGUACCGAUUUUGUGCGCCUGCGCAGUCUCCUGGGUCCGUCCGGUCGGCUGGUGGGGCCAGAUGUCACCCGUCCCGCCCUGUCCCGGCCCGCGGGACUAGAGGAGCGGCCCUUCCAUCUGCCCGCCCAGAAGUUUCUGAGGAGAUUCCUCGAGACGGGCCGUGGAGCUGUGGAUGCUGUAACGUUCCACCAGUACUACUUCAACGGUCGCACGGCGACUCCUGCCGAUUUCACGAACACCACACACAUGGACCUGCUGAGCCGGCAGAUCGGGGCCGCGCGGCGGGCCGCCGGGCCCUCUGCGCCCCUCUGGAUCACAGAAUCGGCCAGCGCGUGGGGCGGAGGGGCGCCGGGCCUCAGUGACCGGUACCUGGCCGGGUUUCUGUGGAUGGAUAAGCUAGGGGUCGCGGCGCGGCACGGGGUUAGCCUGGUGGUGCGUCAGGCGCUCUAUGGAGGACACUACGGACUGCUGAGCGACGACAUGACGCCCAACCCGGACUACUGGCUGUCCUACAUCUACAAACUGGUGGUGGGACGCCACGUGCUGCAGACUAGGGUGUCGGGCCCCGACACGGUGCGCAUGUACUGCCACUGCGGCCACCAGUUCCUCCCAGAUGAUUCUGUGACGUGUUUCACAUUGAACCUAUCUGAGAUGGCCCAGAAGGUAAAGCUGGACGAAAACCUGCGUCAGGGCGGCAUCAAGUACGAGAUGACGCCGCCCGAAGGCAAUCUCACGGCAAAGGGGAUUAUGUGUAACGGCAAACUGCUGGAGCUCAACGGAGACCGCCUGCCGACAGUCCCCACAGCACUGUUCGCACCGGGACCCACCCUCAGCCUGCCGCCCUACGGCAUCGGCUUCUACGUGUUCAGAAGAGCGGCACCGGCCGCCUGCCUGAAUGACGCCAAAGUAGGGCUGAGGACUGGAACAAGGACUGGACCCGUGGACUGGGACUGAUUACUAGGGGCAAAACUGGGACGGAGGACUGGGGCUGAGGCUGGGAAUGAGGAUUGUGACUGAUAAUUGAGGACUGGACUGAGAAUUGAGGACUGGACCGAGAAUUGAGGACUGGACUGGGAAUUGAGGACUGGGACUGAUGACGUGGGCGAAGGGCUGAGAUUGAUGGCUGUGGCUGUACACCGACCCAGACCGUCAAAUAAGCUUACAAAUCACACUUUCAAGACUGGACCGUAAGACAGUGACUGAGCAUUUCCUCUACUGCAAUGUGUUAUGUCUAAUGUACGAAUAUGCCAUGGCUUAUUCCCAGGAUGUGAUGAAGAGAAAAAUAAAUGAUAGCAAAGCUAA